Chara braunii is the source of this 7863-nucleotide messenger RNA. NCBI's taxonomy places the organism in Eukaryota, Viridiplantae, Streptophyta, Charophyceae, Charales, Characeae. The record is from the annotation of a GenBank genome assembly.
UUGUAACCACCUACAGUUCGAGCUGGUGAACCUCCAGCGGGCCAUGCGGAACCAUAAGACUCAGCACGAGGAUGCCACACGGGCACUGGAUGCCCGUGUACUGGACCUGGAACAGGCUGUCCCAGGACCAGAUGCUGGGGCUUCCAGCAGUGCAUCCUCUAGCCGCCAACUGGAGGAACGCGUUGACCACGUAGUGGMAAUGCKAGGAGACAUAAGUGCCUUCACAGAGUCGGCCACCAUCAGCCAGCGGUUCGAGUUGCUGGACACUAAGAUCAGUCAGCAACAGCCGACCGACCACAGCCACAACAACAGCUCGGCAAGGCCAUACAAGAUGCCGACGUUCCGGAUCGAGAAAUUUGACGACUACACACAUCAAGACCCGGUCGUCUGGUGGCAAGGAUUUACAACGGAGUUGGGGAUCCACGAGGUCCCUAACCAUCUGUUCAUCAGUGCUCUAUUCAUCAACACCAAGGGAGGAUGUCAGAUCUGGCUCAGCCACAUGGCAACCAUCCACGGCGUCCAGGUUUCAGACCUGCAUAAGAAGGUCACCUGGGAGGAUAUGGCAAAUGAAUGGAAGAAGCGGUUCAUAGUGGAUGACGCACCCGCGCUCGCCAUCAACCGCAUCUUCGCGAUGGCUCAAGGGAGCACACCGACACGUGACUGGCUCACGGAUUGGCAGAAGAUCGUGGCCACGCCCGAUCUGGACUUGCCAUUUCCGCAUCUGCGCCGUGAGUUCUACAACAGGUCAUGCGCCGCUCUGAGCCUCGCACUUGGUGAUCGCGAGCAGUACCACACUUUCGCAGAGAUCAUCAACAAGGCGAGAGAGAUCAUCAAGACCAACAGGUCAGCUGCACACGAGAAAUCAACAUGGCAGCCGACCUAUGUGGAGAAGGCACGAAGUGGUCCGCGACAGCAGCACUUCGCUGCAGUCCAGCAGGACAGUGGAGAUAACCCAGCAGCCACUCCAGCAUCRAGUGACGGAGAUCARGUGGCUGYUGUCCAGCCGCGAAGCAACAACAAGUCCCGCAACAAUGGGAAGGCGAAAUCCGCAUCGCAGGUCGGAAAUGGACAGCCAGUACAAGUUCCAUGGGUCAAGUUCGGCUUGACCGAGGCGGAGUACAAAGUCCGCGGCCGCUAUGCCUCCUGCACAUCUGGGGAGGACGCGAAUGUCGCAAGUUCUCGUUACUCUUACGAGGACUAUGCUGUCUACUUGGUUCCACCGCUGGACCAGCCGCUCCACGUGCAACAGUCCACCGCAUGCAUGGUUUCAUCACCAUCGGCAACCGAUUCGGCACCUUCGCCGCAAUCUAUCGCCUGGGAUCCGACGUCAUGGUCAAGACUUGAUGAGCUCGACCCGUUGACGUUCACGGACUUCCAGUGGAUGCCCGUUCCCUUGACCAGACGAUUGCCGAAAUCGCAUUGCAACGUGCUCAUGGCACAACUGCGGGAUUACUUGCACACUGCAGUACCGACUCCGUUGAUGGACGCCGGAGUAGAGGUUGUCGACCUUCACGCCUACAGUGCGAAGAUCGACCGCGAGUUCAAGACGCAACGAUAUUCGCUGAUGACGUCAACAGCUUCCCAAGUACGAGCAGACCUCGGCCAAUGCCGCACUCGUCAAGCACCAGAUCGCGUUGUUACUCUCCCACUUCACGGACUUCUGGCGACGUGCAUUGCACAAGAGGAGGACAUCCAUUCCCUGGACUACGAGGUCAAGCGAGUCGGCAGCCGCUUACAUAAGCUGGAGCAACGACCUGUCACAACCCCCGUCGCCAGCUCCUCCAACACUUUUGAUCGCCUUGACGCAUUGGAAGGCGUCGAAGCACUCAAGAACAGCGCGAAGCUACAACAAACCGCAACUCAACAACUUGGGCAGCAGAUCUACACUGCCAUCGCUAACUCGAGCACAUCACUACGCGAAACGACUCCGAAGUUCGAUGGUCAGGAGAUCUUUUGUGACUCGACGAAGACGGACCCAAUUCCGUGGUUCCGCAAGCUCGAGCUCAAGUUACAGCUCCACCAUACUAGCAAAGAGAUGAAACAUGCAUAUUUGUACUCCCGAUCGGGGGGCACGUGCCAAGCAUGGUUGGACAAUCUCUUGUCCAAGUACGGGGUGGUGGCUGCCGACUUGUAUACCAAGAUCAGAUGGCAUGAUCAGAAGGCGGCAUGGCAUAAGCGGUUCCAAAUAAAGCCGCCGGAAAUCAAAGCAGUGGACAAAUUGCUGACCUUCGAACAAGGCACACUGUCGAGCGGCGAUUGGAUUGUCGAGUUCCAACGCUUGGCAUCAACGUCGGGCACACUGCCGAGCGGCGAUUGGAUUGUCGAGUUCCAACGCUUGGCGUCAACGUCGGACGUACCGAUGGGCUUUACGACCAUCAAACACUACUUCAUUACGAGGUCGUGUCCGACACUAUCCAACGCAUUGACUCACGUUGAGGAGACUCUCACUACAACAUCGGAGCUCUUCGACAAGGCCGUACAGAUUAUUGUCACGAACACGGAGGUCAAGAACCUCAACCGUUCGUCUGCGGCAGGUACGAGCAGAGAACAACGUCGAUCGAAGGUGGCCGUGGUCGUGGCGGCAACACCGACUGACCCUUCAAGCGAGGUUGUGUCUUCCAAUGAAGAGGACAGACUCGCAGCCGCCUGGGAUGGUGGCCGCCCUAGCAGAGGCGGAGGACGCAACAAAUCGAAGACAAACACCACGUUCGCCUACAUGAACCUUGUUACGACUUCUCGUUCUUCAAAGGAUGAGGUUCCAACAGACUUCUCACUGCAGCGUAAGCUGCAGGUCGCCAAGGUCAGCGCAUUGCCACCAAGGGAUGCACUCGAUAGGAGCCACGACCAAGGGACGAACCAGAGCACGAGCGGCAGUAGGUCGGCAUCGAUAGCCUGUAGGAUGACUGCAGCAGCUGAAGUAGCGCCCACGUCGAGAAAGGCACCAGCUUGGAUGACGAAUGUACCUGGUCGUGUUGACGGGCCAGGUGCAGCUGCAAGAACGAACUUGGAGAUGGCUAUGGGCUGUGGUGGGAUAGCGAGAGGGGGAGGGAGGGAAGAGCAGAGGUUUGAGAACCUGCUCCGAUACCAAUGUGACGCACAUGCGAAGGGCACCGGCCGCCCGACGGCCUUCGCCAUCGCCGCGCGCGGCCUUUUCAAGCGCACGGCCAUUUUAGUGCCCGGCCGCGGCCGGAGGAGGCCGAUCUCGGCCGAUCUCGGCCGGACGCGGCCGAUCACGGCCGAACUCGGCCGGACACGGCCGAUACGCUUCCGGCUUUGCUUGAGGCCGACCAGCCGGGGAGCGUGGGGGCCACGGGAGUGCACAACCUCGGGGGAACGCGGCAACGUCGGCAGCGGGGAUGUCGCGAACUACAUCGACGGUGCAACAAGGUCAGACGACAUCGACGAUCGACGCCGCGACUUGUUGGAUCCGGGUGGGGGGGCGAUGACGGGGGGUGCAGGGAGCAAAGGUGCGGGGGGGUCUGGGGGUGCCCAAUUCAACCCACUGUCCGAGAAGGAGAUGGCGAAGUUGAGGCGAGGGAACAUUGUUUGGAACUUCAUCACCGCGGGGCAGUACGUCGGGGACCAGUCGAAGAUGCAUGGGGACCGAAAGUUGCGUUGCAACUUAUGCGGCGACCUGUUUCAGGGGGGGUCGUUGAAGGCCGCGCGCCAUUUCACGCAGGCGAAGUUCUGCAAGGCUGGGGGGAUGAGAGUUCUCGCGGAACUCUGGAACGGCACGGACUACACAUUCGUGCCGUCCACUGCUCAGCGGGUGCAGAGGUGGAUGGCAGAUGAGGGCAUACGGGACAUGAGAGUGCCCGCGGGUGGCCAGCGACAGCGGAUGGACGACGCAGAGAGGGACGAGAUUCAAGAUGCCCUCGAUGAGGAGGAGGGCCGCGAGGGUGGGGCCAGGGAGGCGGGGGUGGCAGACGAGGCAGACGAGGGAGUCGGAGAGCCUGACCUGCCAGGGGAGGAGGUGGUGAUGACGUCGAGAGGCGUCGGUCGAGCGGGUCCCGCUCCUAGGGUGCCGCGACCUGAGUUGGAUCGCGUGAGGAGGGAGAAGAGGGCAGUGGGGCAGGCUGGCGUCGAGAGGGCGAAGGUGGCGGCGAUGGUGAGCAAGGUGCGCGUCGCUUUCCGGCACAGCGGUGCCACCAUGCUCUCCGACGGGAGGAAGUCGCGCAGCGGCAAGCCGCUCGUGAACUUCCUCGCCGGGGGCGCCAAUGGCGCCCUGCUAUACGCCACCGUCGCACGCGACGGGUCGGUUCGAGACACCGCGGACAUCAUGUACCGUAGGUGGCGGGCCAUCAUCUUGUCCUUUCCUGCAGAGGACGUGAUCGGCUUCUGCACUGACUCCGCCAGUAACUAUACGGCGGCAGCGCGCAGAUUCGCCACUGACCCCGAGCCUGACAUUAGGAGGAUCACUUGGCUCCCCUGCUCCACCCAUGUCUGCAACUUGAUGUUGUCAGAUAUUGGGACACAUGUAUCUCAGGCGCAGUGGGUGCAGCAGCAGAUCCGGGACGGGGAGUUUUGGCGGUGUGUCUAUUACGCCAUCCUUGUCAUGUCGCCCGUCCACCAGCUGUUGCGCAGGAUGGAUAGGGGGGGGAUGAUGAUGUCCAUCAUUUACGAGUGGAGUCAGCAUGUGCUGCAGUUGAUGAGGAGGGUGGACGUGCCGGAGGACAUGAUCGAGUCGUGCGUGCGUGAGGUUGCCAUCCGCAACCUCCACAUGCUAGAGCCCGCACAUGCCACGGCCCACCUCCUCAACCCUCGUCGACGGUCCCUCACAUAUUACCAUUCGUUGGAGACGACCGCCGACGACCGCCGUGUCGUCGAGGAGUGCGACAGAUUUCUCCUGGCGCAGACCAGCGGCGAUCCGGUCGGCAGAUUGUACAGGCGCGUGAGGGAUCAGAUGAGGGCGUUCCACUCGAGGCGAGGGGAUUGGGGAGGUGACCUCUCCGAUGUCGAGGCGGAGGAUUGCAGGGGGGACAGCGAGACUGAGCGAUGUGCAGCGUGCGGAGAAGCGGAGAGGAACUGGGCGCAGCACGAGCGCAUCAACACGGCGAGGCGCUGCAAGCUUGGGUUUGCCAAGCUUGCACAGCUGGUUGAGAUUGCCACCAAUCUCAAACUGGCCUCGUGCGCACGGCAAGGUGGUGGCUACGUGUUGCCAUGGGUUAUGGGGACCGGUCGGGGGGGGACGGCGGCAGAGGACAAGGAUGAGGACGGAGACGUGGAGCCCGAGGUGUGGGGAGCGCGACCUGCUGGCAGUGUUCCGGAGGUGGAGAUUGAGCGGCAGAUUGUCGCUUUCCAGCACAGCCGACCGUCCAGAGCCCAUUCGGUUCGGGACGUGUUCGGCAUCAGGGCGACGGAGCUGCGACCGUGGCCAGAGGGUGGGGAUGAUGUGGACGCUGCUGCGGCAGACGACGACAUCAACGACGACUGGACAAACGAUGAUCACACGCCGGUGAGUAGCGACCCGACGGCUGAGCGGGUGUACUUCACUUAUGGUGGGGGUCGUGCCGACAUGGAUUCAUUCACAUCAGUUAUCACUGGUGGUGCGCCGUCGACUGCACAGGCGAGUGGCAGCAGCAGAGCCGGUGGUGGUCUUGGAGGACGUUCGCAUGCGGAGGUUGGCGUCGACGACUCGGGGGAGCAGCAGCCACAGGGAGGUCUUCGGCAGACAGGCAGGCGAUGGGAGGUUAGGAGCGACAGCGAGGCCGAGGAGGAGGCCGAGGAUGAGCGGGUAACCCUUCACGAUCGUCGCUCCUCUCCCUCCCAUCAUCGGAGCGCUGUACAGCCCGAGGCACUUAGGCGUUCGGAGAGGUUGGCGUCGACAGUAGGCAGAGACCGGACGCAUGACGGCGAGGAUCGUGGGGGGGAGAGGACUCCUUCCAACGCCGGUAUCCGCCCCCGCUCGCCGUCGGUGCUCCGCACAGACGACUUUGACGUCGUAGAGCUUGGUGGGAGUUUGGGAGAUUUCAGUGUCGAGGGACGUCGACGUGCCUCACCGUCGGAUGUGCGCACCGACACGGACGUUGUGCGGGGCCCUGUUGAGACUGAGGAGGAGAGGGAUGACCGUUUGGAGCGAGAGGAGGAGGAGCGGCUGGGGAGUUUGCCACGAUGGGAGGUUCAAGGGGAGUUCAAUGAUGAGGGACAGGAUGCCGCCGCGGGUGGUGAGUCAGGUGGUGGACGACGCGGCGACGAGGAGACCGCGGGUGAUGAGGGCAUCGAGGGGCAGGAUGUUGUCAUGGGGGGUGGGUCCCCUAGUGGGGGGCGUGGCGACAGCGAGACCGCGGGUGAUGAGGGACAGGGUGCCACCGUGUGUGGCAGAGGAGAGGGUGGACCCGGUGGAGAUGGGGAUACCGCGGGUGUCGGUGGAGACCAUGGACCGGACGGAGAUGAUGACGACGACCACGAUCCCGAGGACGAUGCGUAUAGGCUCGCCUUGGUGUUGAGGGACCCCACAGUACCUCCCUUGCGUCCUGACGACACAGCGCACACUUUCUUCGACGCCGACGCUUUGGCGCAAGCGUUCACGGAUGACCCUUUCGCACACGUGAGCCGCAAGAGCGGCAAGAGGCGGGCCCCUGGGAGGGUAUAUUCACCGCCGCCGUUCGUGGUGGAGAGCCCUAACUGGGUCGACACCGGGGACCGGACGGCGGCACCCGGAGUUGCGCACAGUGGCGGAUCCCCGCCGACAGUCCGAGGUGGUGUGGGUGGCGGAUGGUCAGCUGUUCGUCGGGUCGGGGACCGGUUGCGGGCGGCUUACGACGCCGGGAGGGGCGUCUUCACGGGACGUACGCUAGUUCAGACGCAGGCUGCGGAGGGUGGGUCUGGAUGUCCGAGCCUGCAGAUGGCAGGCCGCAUGCUCGGUUUGUCACGAGCGGAGAUGAGGAGAUCAUUGGUCCUCGAGGCCACAGGGACAUCCACGGACAUGCUGCGGAGAGAGCAGUUCACAUCGGGCGAGGAGGGGUUGUUGAUGCGUCCCGGGACGAGACGACAGCAUGGCCUCUCGGAGGUUGAGGCUCGACUCACGGCAGGGGUCGGCGCUGGCCAGGCAGCAUUGGACGCGAUUGAGAGGGAGAGAGAGAUGGGGAUUGUUGCACGGGCGGCGGAGGACGAGGACGCAGACACAGAGUCCGAGCCGAUCGAGACUGCGGCCCGCAAACACAGGGCACAGGUGGCCGCGGCAGCCGCUGCAGCACAGGCGGCAUACCUCAACGGGGCACAGGGCACAGGUGCCGGAGGGAGAGGAGGGCGCCGGGGAGGACCGCAUGGCCACCCGUCCUCCGGGAGAGGCCGCCCGCGCUCUGGAGGGAUAUGACGACGUCCGUGGUAUUUUUUUUUUUUUUCAUUAGUUUUUUUUGUUUUUUGCGUGGCUGUACAGCCUGGACGCUCUGUCGGCAAGGUUGUUGCAUAUUUAUGUCGAUGUUGUUCCAUGGAGACGACGACAGUAUGUGGACAUUAGUUUUUUUUUUUUUUUUUUUUUUUUUUGCUGCUCGGUUGUGCAGUAGAGACUACGGGUCCAGUUUUUUGCUUCAGCCUUGUACAUAGGGUCCAGUUUUUUUUUGCUACUUGGUUGUACAGUAGAGACGACGGGUCCAGUUUUUGGCUUCAGCCUUGUACAUACACAUUUCCAUUGAAAUGCUUUGUCAUAUAUUUGCUCUUGUUCGUGUUCCUCUACCAACAUUGGUCUUGCAUCUGAGUCGCUGUUAUUUGGUGAGUGGUUUGUGGUUUGUUGUCAUGAUUGUUGCAAAUUAUGUGCUUCUCUGAUGCCACGCACCUGCAUGUCAUGGAUGCCUCCAUUAUGAAUGUGCUGUUAAUUUCAGAUGCGACAUAGGGAUGAUGUGCUAAUGAAUGUGUUCUUACAAA